AGACAGUAAAUAAAUAUAACACCUAACUCUAGCAAAGCUCCAGCACUGUCUCCAGGCAGCUUCACUCGGCCCGGGUUAUCAUUAUUAAUAAUUUCCCAGCCAGGCUGUCACUACCGGCGCAAAUCAGCCGGCUCCAGGCCCCUCUCCCAGCCGCCGCCGCAGUCCCGGCUCGGAAAAGAGGAUGCUCGGCGUGUGUGACCCGCCUUUGCUCUGUGUCUGUGCUGCAGGUGGGGAGAAGGCAGAACGGAAGCGGAGCUGGCGGCCGGCGGUGGCAGAGCAGUCCCCAGACCCUCGAGCAAGUCGCCUCACCACGUCCGGAGAAGCCCGCGGACCUAUCCACUGGGGCGGAGCCAGGCCUCGAAGGCCGGGGGUGCCCGCCCCCCAUGUUCCGCAGUAGGCGCAAAAGUGAUGUCAUGCCCAUUGUUUUGGUGCGCCCAGCCAAUCGGACUCGCCGCCUGGAUUCUACCGGAGCCGGCAUGGGCCCUUCCUCGCACCAGCAGCAGGAGUCCCCGCUCCCGACUAUAACGCAUUGCGCAGGGUGCACCACCGCUUGGUCUCCCUGCAGCUUUAACAGCCCGGACAUGGAAACCUCAUUGCAGUUCCAGCGCGGCUUCUUCUCGGAGCCGCCGCCGCCGCCGCGCCCCUCGCACCUGCACUGCCAGCAGCACCAGAGCCAGGACAAGCCGCGCCCGCCCUUCGCGCCCCUCCCGCACGCUCCCCGCCACCCGCAGCCGGGCAGCGGCGGGAGCAGCCCAUGCCUCCGGUGCAACAGCUGCGCCGCCUGCGGGGCCCCGGGGGCGGGCGCGGGGGCGGGGGAUAACCUGUCCCUGCUGCUCCGCACCUCCUCGCCGCUGUCGGGCUCGUCGUGCGGCUGCUGCUCGUCUCGCCGGGGCAGCCAGCUCAAUGUGAGCGAGCUGACGCCGUCCAGCCAUGCCAGUGCGCCCCGGCAGCACUACACGCAGCAGCCGGCGCCCGCCUCCCAGUACCACCAGUGCCACAGCCGCCAGCCCGCCGCCAGUCCCACGGGCAGCCUGGGCAGCCUGGGCUCCGGGCCCGCGCUCUCGCACCACCACCAUCCGCACCCGGCGCACCACCACCCGCACCAGCCCCCGGCGCGCCGCGAGAGCAACCCUUUCACCGAAAUAGCCAUGAGCAGCUGCAGGUACAACGGGGGCGUCAUGCGGCCGCUCAGCAACUUGAGCGCGUCCCGCCGGAACCUGCACGAGAUGGACUCGGAGGCACAGCCACUGCAGCCGCCCGCGGCCGUCGGAGGAGGUGGCGGCUCGUCCUCCCCGUCUGCAGCCGCCGCCGCUUCGUCCUCGGCCCCGGAGAUCGUGGUGUCUAAGCCGGAGCACAACAACUCCAACAACCUGGCGCUCUAUGGAGCCGGCAGCGGAGGCAGCACGGGAGGAGGCGGCGGCAGCGGCGGCGGGCACGGCAGCAGCGGCGGCCCCAAGUCCAGCAAAAAGAAGAACCAGAACAUCGGCUACAAGCUGGGCCACCGGCGCGCCCUGUUCGAGAAGCGCAAGCGGCUCAGCGACUACGCGCUGAUCUUCGGCAUGUUCGGCAUCGUGGUCAUGGUCAUCGAGACCGAGCUGUCGUGGGGCGCCUACGACAAGGCGUCGCUGUAUUCCUUAGCUCUGAAAUGCCUUAUCAGUCUCUCCACGAUCAUCUUGCUCGGUCUGAUCAUCGUGUACCACGCCAGGGAAAUACAGUUGUUCAUGGUGGACAAUGGAGCAGAUGACUGGAGAAUAGCCAUGACUUAUGAGCGUAUUUUCUUCAUCUGCUUGGAAAUACUGGUGUGUGCUAUUCAUCCCAUACCUGGGAAUUACACGUUCACAUGGACGGCCCGGCUUGCCUUCUCCUAUGCCCCAUCCACAACCACCGCUGACGUGGAUAUUAUUUUAUCUAUACCAAUGUUCCUAAGACUCUAUCUGAUUGCCAGAGUCAUGCUUUUACAUAGCAAACUUUUUACUGACGCCUCCUCUAGAAGCAUUGGAGCGCUUAAUAAGAUAAACUUCAAUACGCGUUUUGUUAUGAAGACUUUAAUGACUAUAUGCCCAGGAACGGUACUCUUGGUUUUUAGUAUCUCAUUAUGGAUAAUUGCCGCGUGGACUGUCCGAGCCUGUGAAAGGUACCAUGACCAACAGGAUGUUACCAGCAACUUCCUUGGGGCCAUGUGGUUGAUAUCAAUAACUUUUCUCUCCAUUGGAUAUGGUGACAUGGUACCUAACACAUACUGUGGGAAAGGAGUCUGUUUGCUUACCGGAAUCAUGGGUGCUGGUUGUACAGCCCUGGUGGUAGCUGUUGUGGCAAGGAAGCUAGAACUUACCAAAGCAGAAAAACAUGUGCACAACUUCAUGAUGGAUACUCAGCUGACUAAAAGAGUGAAAAAUGCAGCUGCCAAUGUACUCAGGGAAACAUGGCUAAUUUACAAAAAUACAAAGCUGGUCAAAAAGAUAGAUCAUGCAAAAGUUAGAAAACAUCAGCGAAAAUUCUUGCAGGCUAUUCAUCAAUUAAGAAGUGUAAAAAUGGAGCAGAGGAAACUGAAUGACCAAGCAAAUACCUUGGUGGACCUGGCAAAGACCCAGAACAUCAUGUAUGACAUGAUUUCUGACUUAAAUGAAAGGAGUGAAGACUUUGAGAAGAGGAUUGUUACCGUGGAAACGAAACUAGAGACUUUGAUUGGGAGCAUCCACACCCUCCCUGGGCUCAUCAGCCAGACCAUCCGGCAGCAGCAGAGAGAGUUGAUCGAGGCUCAGAUGGAGAACUAUGACAAGCAGGUCACCUACAACACUGAGCGGUCCCGGUCCUCGUCCAGGAGACGGCGGUCUUCCUCUACGGCGCCACCAACUUCAUCAGAGAGUAGCUAGAAGAGAAUCAGUUAACCACAAAAUAAGACUUUUUGCCAUCAUAUGGUCAAUAUUUUAGCUUUUAUUGUAAAGCCCCUAUGGUUCUAAUCAGCGUUAUCUGGGUUCUGAUGUCAGAAUCCUGGGAACCUGAACACUAAGUUUUAGGCCAAAAUGAGUGAAAACUCUUUUUUUUUUCUUUCAGAUGCACAAGGAAUGCACCUAUUAUUGCUGUAUAGAUUGUUCCUCCUGUAAUUUCACUAACUUUUUAUUCAUGCACUUCAAACAGACUUUACUACUACAUUAUAUGAUAUAUAAUAAAAAAAGUUAAUUUCUGCA
Manis javanica (Malayan pangolin) is the source of this 3188-nucleotide messenger RNA. RefSeq names its product potassium calcium-activated channel subfamily N member 2 (gene KCNN2). Gene Ontology annotation, cellular component: membrane. Gene Ontology annotation, molecular function: calmodulin binding; small conductance calcium-activated potassium channel activity. Gene Ontology annotation, biological process: potassium ion transport. NCBI's taxonomy places the organism in Eukaryota, Metazoa, Chordata, Mammalia, Pholidota, Manidae. The record is from RefSeq and is a predicted model, not a curated record.